Messenger RNA from Candidula unifasciata, 570 nucleotides. NCBI's taxonomy places the organism in Eukaryota, Metazoa, Mollusca, Gastropoda, Stylommatophora, Geomitridae. The record is from the annotation of a GenBank genome assembly.
AUGUCCAAAUUCAAGAAUCUAUUUAGGCGGCACGGCGAUAAGGAUGCAAAAGCGCCCCGGCCUACUAUAUCUGCCCCAAUUAUAUCUGCCCCGGCUGGUUCCGCCCCGUUUGUUUCCGCCCCGGCUGUGCCAGCCCCUUUUGGUCCUGCGUUUGAUGCAGAAAGAGUGCCAGAUGAACAGUCGAAAGACCCGUUUUUUGAUUCAGAUUAUGUCUUCAGGUUGACCAGUUGCAACUUCACACCGUUUAUUCAGAGAAAGGAUAUCGCUCUGGUGAUGUUCUACGGCGAUGAAAGUGAUCACCAGGCUGUGUGGGCCAAAUUACAAAUAAAUAUGGCAUCUGAGGCGUCAAAGAGAGAGAACCAUGGUUAUGCGGCCGUCAACUGCAAUACUGAUUCCGAAUUGUGCGCGUCUGAGCGUGUCUGCAAAACACCCAUGUACAAAGUCUACUCACGGGGCAACGUACUCAGCUCCAUCCAAGAAAUCAGCUCUUUGCAAGCAAGUGAAAUUAAGAUGCUGGUAGAAAAAGCACCAGUCUUGCUGACCCCAAGACGUGCAGUUCCGUUUUCCUGA